AUGUCUAUGACUCCUAUGGGAUCAUGCCCCCUCGGCGGGGAUUGGUGGACAUGUCUAGAUCAGUCGCCAACCUUUUUCGGGUGUUGCGCCAGUAAUCCAUGUAAUGGAAUUGGUUGUCCUGAAGAAGACCUCUUAGCUGCAGGAAUGGGAACAGCGGGUGGUCCGGAUGCUUCUAGCAACGAUGGAUCGUACUGGCCAAAUGCGGGUUGCCCCAGCGGAGGAGUCUGGUAUACUUGCUCCAGACAGACUCCGUCAUUUCAAGGUUGCUGUGAUGAUAGCCAUGAACCUGGUUCGACCGAGAAAUUUGAUCCAUGUCAUGAGAAUGGUUGUCCAUCAUGGAGGCUCUACGCUGCAGCAUUCAAUAGCGUUCCAGCUACAUUUGCCUCUGUUAUUUCCUCCAAGUCUUCAUCUGUCCGCACUUCAUCAUUGCCUAUUUCGACACUUUUGACUUUAUCGUCCUCGACUUCAUCAUCUUCGGCACUAUCUUCGAUUUCUGCAUCUCGUUCAAUUUCUUUACCUUCGACUACCUUAUCUUCUGUAACAAAUUCUGCUGCUUACUCUACUUCGACUCAAGCUCCGUCAUCUCAAGAAUCGGCUACAGCGAGUGCGACAGUAAAUUCAACUGGGCACAACUCAAACUCAAAAUUACCAAUUACUGCAAUUAUAGGGAGUGCUUUAGGGGGAGUGGUUGUUAUCAUACUUGUUCUCUUAGUUAUCUUUUGUGUCCAACGACGGAAAAAGAGAUCUCCAUUGGCAGGCGCAGUCGAGCCAUAUUAUCAACCGCCACCUCAAGAUAUGUCCGUGGUUAAAGUAACUUCAUCACCUUUCGUAUAUGAAGAUAGCCCUUCAGACGCUAAAGCGUCGCAGAAAGAUUAUCGUCCAGUAUCAGAGAUACUAUCGUCUCCGCCUCUUAGUCCUGCUCCACCAUAUCAAUCGGCGCCUCAAUCUCCAGACUUUUCUAAUUACCAUGAGAUCGACUCUUCCAUUUUACAUGAAGUCGAAUCCCCACCUCUUCAACAAAGAUCACUUUUUUCUCGACCAGGGACAGUAGAACUGCCAGAUACAUCUGAGGAUCCUUUCCGAUCAUCAUUACCGGAAGGUUUGAAGUCGGGGUCUUCCAGAAAUUGA
Messenger RNA from Botrytis sinoallii, 1128 nucleotides. RefSeq lists its product as uncharacterized. The transcript has 3 exons. Lineage: Eukaryota; Fungi; Ascomycota; Leotiomycetes; Helotiales; Sclerotiniaceae. The record is from RefSeq and is a predicted model, not a curated record. The coding region runs from base 1 to 1128 and encodes 375 amino acids.